GCCUAAUCUCUUUGUCCACAAACCGACAAAAUUCCUUCAACAAUAAAACCCCUUCCCUUCUUCCCCUCCCAAAAAUUUCAAUCCUCCUCUCUUUCCCUUGUUGAGUUGGCCAGAACACUUGUUUAUAUUUGGUUUUGAGUUUUAGCAUUCGGCAAACUCAAAAAAAAAAAAAAAAAAACACUUAAUUGUACGUAGAACACAAGGGCCAAGACAGAGUUAAAAGUGAUCAUCAGGCAGUAUAUAUGAAGAACCCUCAAUCGCCCCUGCCACCAGGCUUUAGGUUCCACCCAACAGAUGAAGAGCUCAUCCUUCAUUAUCUGAGCAAAAAGGUGGCUUCCACACCCUUGCCGGUUUCCAUCAUCGCGGAGGUUGAUAUCUACAAGUCUGACCCAUGGGACUUACCAGCCAAAGCUGCGUCUGGUGAGAAAGAAUGGUACUUCUUCAGUCCUAGAGAUCGCAAAUACCCAAAUGGUGCCAGGCCAAACAGGGCAGCCGCUUCGGGGUAUUGGAAGGCAACUGGUACAGACAAAACCAUAUUGACAUCAUUAGCAGGAGGAGGAGGAGGAGGACGCCACAACAUUGGUGUGAAGAAGGCCCUUGUGUUCUACAAGGGAAGACCACCCAAGGGAGUCAAAACCAAUUGGAUCAUGCACGAAUAUCGCCUUGCCCAACCCCCCAACGCCUACAACAACAAGCCCUUGAAGCUUAAAGAUUCGUCCAUGAGGUUAGACGAUUGGGUUCUUUGCCGGAUCUACAAGAAGUCCAUUACUACUUUACCUCCAACGGCAGAUCAAGAAGAAGAAGAAGAAGAAGAUACCAUUUUACCAAGCCUUAAAAGUCCCCUUGGCCACAACACUCUCAUGCCCCAGAAAUCUUCUUCUUUCUCAAACUUAUUCGAUGCCAUGGACUACUCCGUGCUAAGUAGUUUACUAUCCGACAAUCAUUGUAACCCACCUGGACUCGAAUCAACACUAUUCAAUUGGGGGAGUCUAGACCAGCUGCCUUUACUCAAUGACUCCACAAUCACUAGCACCUCCACCUCCACCACCACCAGCUAUCUGUUUCAAAAGCUCCCUCAACUCAACUACACGGAAAACCAGCUCAAACGCCAGCAUUCCAACUUGGAUGAGGAUAUGUUAUACCCAGCAAAGAAACGCAUGAAUUCCUGCAGUUUCAGUAACAGCACCAGUCAAUCAGACAUCCCUCAGUACAAUAUAUUAAACCAGUCAUUCUUCAAUCAGCAGCUACUUUUGAGUCCUCAUCUCCAAUUUCAAAAAUAAGGAGAAAAAAACGCAUUUAUAAACAGGUAGGAAGAUGCCAAUUAAGUAUGGAAUCGGAGGGAGAAAAAAAAGAAAAAAAGAAAAAGGACACUGUUUCUAAUUAAGUCCAAAGAUUGUUGAAAAGAAAGACGGAGUUUUUAUGAAAUCAUAUAUACAUGAUUUUUGUGCCGAAGUCUUGGGUUGGCAGACAGACUUCAUACCUGUACAGAUACUAUAUUUGGUUUGAUUGCUAUGAUCGUAUGAUCUUCUUUUGUUUGGAGGAAAAAAAAAAGGCUUGAUAUAUAUGCAUUAUUGGUCCACUUCAGUUUGAA
Corylus avellana is the source of this 1591-nucleotide messenger RNA. RefSeq names its product NAC transcription factor 47. Gene Ontology annotation, biological process: regulation of DNA-templated transcription. The record is from RefSeq and is a predicted model, not a curated record. NCBI's taxonomy places the organism in Eukaryota, Viridiplantae, Streptophyta, Magnoliopsida, Fagales, Betulaceae. Gene Ontology annotation, molecular function: DNA binding.